GUGCUGUGUGCGUUCUGUCUCUAUCCUUUGCCUGAGCCUUCCUAAGGUGUUUUCCCCUCAUAUGUGUUUCAGCACAGCCAAGAUUUUCUGUGGUUCCCCUUAUGGUUGUAUAAGCAAUACUGUGCUGGUGUCGCAGUUAUGCCAGCUGCUCCCUGGUGAAGUACAUGGAGAAGCACAAGGUCAAGCCUGACAGCAAGGCUUUCCUUUUGCUGCAGAAGCUGCUGCUGAUGGACCCAACCAAGCGGAUCACCUCGGAGCAGGCCAUGCAAGACCCCUACUUCCUGGAGGACACCGUGCCUACUCAGGAUGUGUUCGCAGGUGUGCCCAUUCCAUAUCCGAAGCGGGACUUCCUUACGGACGAGGAGCAGGAGGACAAGUCUGACGCCAGCAAGACGGCGGCUGCCAACAACCAAGGAGGCACACAAGACAACAACAACCAUGGUCCUAGUGCUAAGCGAGUACGGAUGGCACCACCUACUACGACAGCAGCCAAUCAGAUGCAAGGUUACAAUAAAAAUUAUCAUGGUUUCAAGAAGCCCGAGGUAAGAGUCCGCCUCCCAGCCAGUACUCACAGUAGCCUAAGCUCCGGUGUGCCACCAACCCAGCCACCAGUGUUGGCAUUCACCUCAACGAGCGGUACCACCCAGCCAUCUGGCGCGCCCACCUUUUCUCAGCGGUUCUGACAACACCAAAGCACUGUGCUGCCUGGGGUGGUGCGAUGAUGGACCUCUUGAGAGAGACUCUGUUAGGUUUAUUCUAAUUGUUUCUUUGAGCUGAUGGGUCCCCCUUUUUUGUCUGUUGUCCGGAUGUGCUCUAGACAUUUUUGUCCAAUGUGAAUGAAGUGCAUGGAAAUUGACAGCCUCAUUGUGAUCACUUCUCUGCAACUCAUUGUUAUGGUCUACCACACUGCAGCAUGUAGUAUGUGUCCGUCUGCAGCAGAGUGAUUGCUGCAUGUAUGAAUUCAUGGAAUGGAAUUUUGGUUUCUGAGCUUGUCAAAUGCCAGACUACCAAGCACUCUCUGGAGUUCCAACGAAGUCUUAAUAAGGAGGAUGUGCAGACUGCAGAAAGUUUAUCAUGCUUUCAUUGUGUAAACAGCAGAAAUUGUGAUCACGGCCAUCCCAGCUGCAAUGAGAAGUGCCAGAGGAUGAAAGUAGAAUGUCACAACUCACAUAUGCUGUGUCCUAGUUGCUAGAAUUUCACUACAUGCAAAUGUUGGGAAAAUUUGCUUUGCGUGAGGCAUUUUUACAUGGUACUGCAUACAGUUGGAUUUCAUUAGUUGAAACCUGAAAUGAAUUUGUUUGUUGGUCGAAUUAUUGAACAGACAGAAUAAAGAAUGAAAUGCC
Molecule: messenger RNA, 1343 nt
Organism: Dermacentor andersoni
Lineage: Eukaryota; Metazoa; Arthropoda; Arachnida; Ixodida; Ixodidae
Product: cyclin-dependent kinase 8-like
Source: RefSeq, a predicted model, not a curated record